Messenger RNA from Telopea speciosissima, 1210 nucleotides. RefSeq names its product reticulon-like protein B2. Lineage: Eukaryota; Viridiplantae; Streptophyta; Magnoliopsida; Proteales; Proteaceae. The transcript has 5 exons. Bases 108 to 881 code for a protein of 257 amino acids. The record is from RefSeq and is a predicted model, not a curated record.
AGAGCUGAGUUUGCUGUGGAAAGGGUUUUCGACUCUCUAUUCUUUAUCAGUCAUUUCGACGGACUUUUUUAGGGUUUCGAUUGAAGUUGUGUUGUAGAGAGACAGCAAUGGCUGAGCAUGCCGAGGAUUCAAACCCUGCUGAGCAGUCAUUGAUGGAGAAGAUAACGGAAAAGCUUCAUGGUCAUGAUGGUCAUGAUUCGUCUUCUUCUUCGUCCGAUUCUGAAGACGAAAAGUCGUCUCCUUCAGACAUCAAAUCGGCGGUUUUUCGGCUCUUCGGAAGGCAGAAGCCUGUGCACAAGGUCUUGGGAGGUGGAAAACCUGCUGAUGUAUUUUUGUGGAGGAACAAGAAGAUUUCUGCCAGUGUGCUUGGAGGAGCCACGGCGAUGUGGGUAUUCUUUGAAUUGCUUGAAUACCAUCUGCUCACUCUAGUCUGCCAUUGCUCGAUCCUCUCUUUGGCCAUUUUAUUCGUCUGGUCUAACGCUACCACAUUCAUCAACAAGUCUCCCCCACGCAUCCCAGAAGUGUCUAUUCCUCAGGAACCGAUCAUCCAGUUUGCUUCUGCAUUGAGGUUUGAAAUCAACCGAGCAUUAGCUGUGCUAAGGGAGAUCGCAUCAGGGAAAGAUCUGAAGAAAUUCCUCGGUGUGAUUGCUGGCUUAUGGGUACUAUCAAUCGUGGGGAGCUGUUGCAACUUCUUGACCUUAUUUUACAUAGCAUUUGUGUUGUUGCACACGGUGCCCGUGCUCUAUGAGAAGUACGAGGACCAGGUUGACUCGUUUGCAGAGAAGGCAAUGUUUGAGAUCAAGAAACAAUAUGUAGUAUUUGAUGCCAAGGUUCUAAGUAAGAUACCAAGGGGGCCACUCAAAGACAAGAAGAAAGCUUAGUGAAGCUGAGGUAUCCUCAAUAGACAGUAGUAGAAUAUGACGGACAUUUGGUUAGCUAUGCUUUUCCUUGUUCCUCCAUUUUUUUUUUUUUUUUUGUGGGCUCAAGUUGUUGUUGGGACUCUUCCCAGUUUUCUUGGUAUGUGUUUGGGUUCUCUCCAUUUGGAUGAAAACGUUAUUUUGUAGGAAUUGGUUAGUAGUUUAGAAUCUUGUUAUGCUUUCACAAUUGCAGUUGGACUAUUUUGCAUGGCUUUCUUUGCUAUGAGAGAUGAAUGUUGUGACAUUAAGAUAAUGCUCUUGUCAAACAGUGCUGUAUACAUGGGAUUUAUAUA